Arachis ipaensis is the source of this 2646-nucleotide messenger RNA. Lineage: Eukaryota; Viridiplantae; Streptophyta; Magnoliopsida; Fabales; Fabaceae. The record is from RefSeq and is a predicted model, not a curated record.
UGGUGAGGCUCUAUCACAUUAAGUCCAUGUGCGGAGUGAGCGAUAAGGCCUUCGGAAUGAUAUUGGAGUUGCUCGCGGAUGCGUUUGAGCAUGCCCGGAUUCCAUCCACUGUGCACGAUGCCAAAAAAGUCAUAAGAAGACUCGGUCUCGAGUACAAGAAGAUAGAUGCAUGUCCAAAUGACUGCAUGCUAUACCAGGGCAAUGACCAAGAGCUGACCAAAUGCAAGCAGUGUGGGACAUCGAGAUGGAAGCAUAAGACUAAGAAGAACUCUAGGGUGAGGAUCAAGAUGGUUGUCAAGAAGAAUGGCAAACCACAAGCGGCGAAGAUUUUUCGUUACUUUCCCCUUAUUCCACGACUGCAGAGGUUAUAUAUGUCUAGUAAGACAGCCGUUGACAUGCUGUGGCAUAAGAGAGGUCCUAACUCUGAUGGUAUGUAUAAGCAUCCAAGGGACGCCGAGGCAUGGAAGUCAUUUGACGUACGAUAUCCCGACUUCUCUCGUGAUCCGCAUAGUGUUCGCCUAGCAUUAGCCAGCGAUGGCUUUAACCCUUUUGGGAACAUGAGCUCGAAGUACUCAAUUUGGCCAGUGGUUCUUAUCCCGUAUAACAUGCCGUCUUGGAUUUGCAUGAAACCCACUUCGUUCAUACUCUCUAUGAUUAUUGCUGGUCCUAAAAUGCCUGGAAAUGACAUAGACGUGUACCUAGAGCCGUUAAUCAAUGAGUUAAAGCAAUUAUGGAGGGGUGUUGAAACUUAUGAUGCAGUCGAGAAAAACACCUUCAAGAUGCAAGCUGCGUUGAUGUGGACAAUCAGUGAUUUUCCAGGCUUGGGGAACUUAUCUGGGUGGAACACGUACGGUGGGAGAGCUUGUCCUGCGUGCAAUUUAGAUGCUGAAAGUAAACGCCUUACACACAGCCAGAAAUGGUAUUUCAUGGGUCAUCGUCGCUUUCUGAAUCAUGACCACAAAUACAGAAAAGACCGGUACUCCUUUGAUGGAAAGUUAGAGGAUAGAGGUCCGCCUAUUAGAGUCUCCGGUAGAGACAUUCUCGGGCAGUUAGAGGGUGUGCAUGUCCAAUUUGGCAAGGUGCAAUCGGUUACGGGGAAAAGGACACGCGGACAGCAAACUCCCAUGCAAAUAGAGACUCCUUGGAAGAAGAGGAGUAUAUUCUUUGAGCUGCCAUAUUGGGAGAACAAUGAAUUGCGUCACAACCUUGAUGUCAUGCACAUAGAGAAGAAUGUCUGUGACAACAUAGUAUUCACCAUAAUGAACGAGAAAGGUAAGUCUAAAGACCACAUUAAAGCUCGAAGAGACCUCCAGUCGAUGGGAAUCAAGCAUGAUUUGUGGCCACGGGAAGAUGGAAAGUACCCAUCUGCCAUCUUUACUAUGACCAAUCCACAGAAGGAGCUCUUUCUGCGGACUAUCAAGAACGUAGUCUUUCCAGAUGGAUACGCUAGCAACAUUUCCCGCUGCGUGGAUUUACGACAGCGCAAGUUGUCGGGGCUGAAAAGCCACGACUGUCACAUUCUAAUGGAAUAUCUACUUCCAAUCGCGUUAAGGAAUGCAUUGCCUCUCCAAGUGUCUUCUGUCCUGGCGGAUUUGUCAUCCUUUUUUCGUCGAUUAUGCAGCAAAUCCAUAGACCCUUAACAACUUCCUCUCCUUUAGAGUCACGUGGUUCAUACUCUGUGUCGCAUGGAGACGAUUUUCCCUCCUUCUUUCUUCACAGUGAUGGUUCACUUGACAGUGCAUCUGGUCGAGGAGGUGCGUCUCGGUGGCCCAGUGCAUUAUCGGUGGAUGUACCCAAUUGAACGGUAAUUAUCAAACAAAAUUAUUAAUUUUUGCCAUUAAUUAGUGCUUAUGACACGUGUUAUAUUCCCAAAAGUACCUAUGCCGCCUCAAGCAGUACGUGCGUAACAAAUCACAACCAGAGAGCUCAAUUGCAGAGGGAUACUUAUCCGAGGAAAUUCUCGUAUUCUGUUCAAGGUACUUAGAUAAUGUCGAGAGUAGGAUUAAUCGACCAUCCCGUGUUGAUGAUCGACCGCGUGAAGUCAUGCCUGAUGAGAGUGCAACCAUGUUCCCAGAGGUUGGAAAGGCGGUCGGGGCUGCUUCUUUUUACACCCUCACACCAGCUGAAAAAUUACAAGCUCACCGUCACGUAUUGGUCAAUUGCCUGUCCGUGGAAAAAUAUCUUGAUGAGUUUAGGGCGAUCACAAAGAGAAAGUUACGAAGUAGGACAAGGUCAGAGUCUCACAUAGACAGUGUUGUGCACAGAGAAUUUUCCGAUUGGUUCAAGCGUAAGGUUACAUUGGGAAGCAGCAUGCUUUCAAACAAAUUGCAGUGGCUUGCAUGUGGGCCCAAUGUUCAAGUUAGCCGAUAUACAUCCUACAACGUAAAUGGAUUUAAGUUCAGAACCCUAUCGAGAGAGGAAGGGUUGAAAACUCAAAAUAGUGGGGUGUAUGUCACUUCUGACACUAGGAGUUACGCAAGCAAGCGCGAUAGUAAUGUUGCCGUUGGUAGCAUCUCGUAUUACGGAAAACUAUUGGACAUCAUUGAGUUAAAUUACAGUGGUCAAUUCACAGUCGUCUUGUUUAGAUGUAUCUGGGCAAACACCACAUCUGGCAGAGGUAUAAAAAAGGACUCUUUGGGACACACA